AUGGGUGCCAAAGAGAAUGGAGAAGAGAGAGAUGAUCAUUCAAGUGAUGUGGAAAGAGAUGGUAAACAAGGGAAGGAAACUGAAUCAGACUAUGAACCAGCUAGAAAUUCCCUUUCAUCGCCAGGUGAGGCUACCAGUAACGAAGACACUAAAGUGAAAAGAGUCUCAAGAGUUCCAAAGAAGCUAGCAAGGAAAGUGUCAAAGGAAAACAGCCCACGCUCAGCAAGAAGCAUUUCCAAUCGUCAAAUCCACACCAAGCUGCAGCUUAUAUCGUCAAACAGUAGCCAGAACAAAUCGCCAAAAACAAACAAAACAGCUAAUGGUGCUAAAACUGUUGAAAUGAAGAAGCCAGAGACUCCGAAAGCUCCUUCUUGUUCUUCAUCCGAGAUGUCUGAGGAAACAGAUGACAAAGCUAUUGAGGAUAGACCCAUAGAUGAUAAAGCAGUUGAGGGCAGAAUCAAGGAUGAUAGUGCUGUUGAAGGCGGAGCCACCGAUGAUAAAGCCAUUGAGGAUAUAGCUAAGAAUGAUAAGGACAUUGAGGAUGGAAUGAAGGAUGAUAAGGCCAUUGAAUGUGAAGUCACUGAUGAUAAACCUAUUGAGGGCAAAGUAAUUGAUGGUAUUGCCAUUGAGGGCAGAGAGAUUGAAGGUAAAGCCAUUGAAGAGGCAAAGGAGAUUGAUAUAUUGGAUGAAGCUCCAAAAUGUGAUCAGAGUACUGGCACUGAUGAUGAAAUUGCUGAUACUGAAGAAAACAUAGCUGAUAAUGGCAACUCAGUUUCAUAUGAAAAUAACGAGGAAUUAUAUUCAAAAAUUGAGAAGUUGGAGCAGGAGCUACGUGAAGUUGCUGCCCUCGAGGUUUCUCUCUACUCUGUGGUGCCAGAGCAUGGUUGUUCAUCACAUAAGUUGCAUACACCAGCUCGCCGUCUAUCUAGGAUUUACAUUCAUGCAUCAAAAUUUUGGUCCUCAGUUAAGAAAUCUUCAGUCGCAAGAAAUUCAGUUUCUGGGCUUGUGCUUGUUGCAAAGUCUUGUGGCAAUGAUGUUUCAAGGUUGACAUUUUGGCUAUCGAACACUGUUGUCCUGAGAGAAAUCAUUGCACAAACAUUUGGUUCUUCACGACACUCAAGUCCAGUUAAGCUUUUCAACACAAAUGGUGCAAAGAAGCCUGACAGGAGUUCCGCUCCAACGCGAUGGAAAAGUAACUACAGUGGCAAGUAUGCGAAACGCAAUAUCAUGCAGGUGCCAGAUGAUUGGCGUGAAACUAGCACACUGCUGGAUGCAUUGGAGAAGAUCGAAUCUUGGAUCUUUUCUCGGAUUGUCGAGUCUGUGUGGUGGCAGGCAAUGACACCCCACAUGCAAACCCCUGUAGAAGAUUUGUCAACUCCAAAGAUUGAGAGGUCGUUAGGGCAUUCUUUGGGUGAUCAGCAACAUGGAAGUUUUUCUAUUGAUAUCUGGAAAACUGCAUUUCAUGAUGCAUUCAGCAGAAUCUGUCCUCUUCGUGCUGGUGGACAUGAGUGUGGAUGUUUACCGGUGUUGGCAAAAUUGGUGAUGGAGCACUGCAUAGCCCGUUUAGAUAUUGCUAUGUUUAAUGCCAUCCUUCGUGAAUCAGAGAAUGAGAUACCCACGGAUCCUAUAUCUGACCCAAUUGUGGACUCAAGAGUUCUGCCGAUUCUAGCUGGGGACUUAAGCUUUGGAUCAGGCGCACAGCUCAAGAACUCUGUUGGGAAUUGGUCCAGAUGGUUGACUGAUACGUUUGGCAUGGAUGCUGCUGAAUCUGAAAAGGAUGGUCAAGAUGUGGAAAUUAAUGGUGAUGACAGAAGAGAUGCAGCAGAAUCAACUUGUUUUAAGCUACUUAAUGAGUUGAGUGAUCUUUUGAUGCUCCCGAAGGACAUGCUUCUCGAGAAAACCAUUAGGAAAGAGGUCUGCCCAUCCAUUGGCCUUCCACUAGUAACAAGAAUACUCUGCAACUUCACUCCUGACGAGUUCUGCCCUGAUCCUGUUCCUGGCAUGGUUCUAGAGGAGCUGAAUUCUGAGAGCUUGCUGGAGCGAUUCACAGAGAAAGACAUGAUCAGCACAUUCCCAGUCACCGCUGCUCCAGUGGUGUACUGCCCACCUACACUGGAGGACGUCGCGGAGAAAGUGUCUGACACGGCUUGUGGCAAUCCAGAGCUGGACCGGAGGGGAUCAAUGGUGCAGAGGAGAGGGUACACCAGCGAUGACGAUCUGGAUGACCUGGAGCUCCCCCUGGCAUCCCUGUACGACAAGAGCAAUCCCCCCUCCCCGUGCAACAAUGGUGUCACGCAUUUCAGCACUCGGCAGGGAGCCUCCAUGGAGAAUGUCAGACACGACCUCCUGCGAGAAGUAUGGUCCGAGCGGCGAUGA
Molecule: messenger RNA, 2376 nt
Organism: Miscanthus lutarioriparius
Lineage: Eukaryota; Viridiplantae; Streptophyta; Magnoliopsida; Poales; Poaceae
Source: the annotation of a GenBank genome assembly